AUCUUCUUCUCAGUAAUCAGUUCUCACUCUAUAACUCCCAUUUUUGCUUCGUCAAGCCAAAAAGAAAGACCAAUCCAACACAUUUACAAGUUAAAUAAAAAGUUUAAUAAAAAAAGAGGAUCAUUUGGGAUGAACCCUUAAAGGAAUCUCUGUUUUUUUUCUUCCUUGUUUUGUUCUUCUCCUCUUUAGUAUCAGAACAAUCUCCAUUAAAGGGCCCACUUACUGAAAAAUUUCUUACCAGAAGGCUGAAAAAAAAUAGAGACAAAUUUUGUUCUGGUUAACGCCCGGCCUCAGAUUGAACAAGAACGUUGAAGUUUCUAUUACAAGGUCUGAGGAGAUAAAACUGAUGAAGGUGGUUUGUGGUUUACUUCCUGACAAGUGUGAAACAUAAGCCUAAAUCUGCAGCUCAUCUGGAAUAAAGCUUCCUAGGAAGAUGGAUACAGUUAAACAGCGGUCAUCGAUCACCCCAACUAAGAGCCGUUUGGCUCGCACAUUCUCAAAGGUCCUUAACAUUCAAGCCCAAAAGGCAAAAUCUCGAGAAAAACCAAAAAGGGAUCGUCAAUCCAAACACGCCGAGACUCCCUCACUCGAUGCCGAAAGUGAUGAGAAGAUAAAAGACCGAUUAAUCAACGAAGCUUUUCUCGCGAAGCUCUUCGCCAGCCUGUCUUCCAUUAAGGCCGCUUACGCGCAAAUGCAGUUCGCCGAAUCCCCUUACGAUGCGGAUCGAAUCCAAUCCUCGGAUCAAACGAUAGUCUCCGAGCUGACAAAUCUCUCCGAAUUAAAACAAUGCUACUCGAAAAAUCUGAUAAAAAACGAGACCUCCUCGCCCGAGAAAACUUUGGUCUUAGCCGAGAUUCAAGAGCAGAGGAGCCUUCUCAAGACGUACGAGGUCACGAUCAAGAAGCUCGAUUUUCAGCUCAAGCUCAAGGACUCGGAGCUCACUUUCCUUCACGAGAAAUUAUCCGAAGCUAAGAGCGAAAACAAAUUGUUAUUGGAGAGGAAACUAAAAUCGAGCGCUCAUUCAGAACUAAAGAAGACUAGCGAUUUUACCACGCACCAUCGGCAGGCGAUAAAAUCCAUUCGGGCCUUUGUUCGGGUGCUCGUGCGUGAAAUGGAGCUCGCGGGCUGGGAUUUGGACUCGGCCGCCAGCUGGAUCGAGCCCGGGAUCUCGUUCUGGAGGCGGGCCCACAAGUGCUUCGCUUUCGAGUCGUACGUUUGCCGGCAUAUGUUCGAUGGGUUCGGAAAAGGCAGCAAUAAUUCGAAGUUUGCUUCGUUUUGCCGGGAAAAGUAUUUGAAGCUCGUGCACCUGAGAAUGGAGGCGUCGAUUUUCGGGAAUUUGGAGCAGAGGGAGCUCGUGGGGUCUGGGCGGGGUUUUCCCGAGACGGGUUUUUUCUCGGCGUUUUGCCAGAUGGCGAAAUGUGUGUGGUUCUUGAAGUGUUUGGCCUCGAGUUUCGAGCCGGAGGUUACGGUUUUUCGGGUGGCGAAGGGGGCUCGGUUUUCGGAGGUUUAUAUGGAGAGUUUGAGUGAUGAGGCUUUCUUGGUGUCGGGUUCGGGUGGGUCGGAAGGGUAUCCUCGGGUGGCGUUCACGGUGGUUCCCGGGUUUCGGGUCGGAAAGACGGUGGUUCAGAGUCAGGUGUAUUUGUACUGAACUUCCUGNCAGUAGUAUUGGUCUCUUAUUGGAGGAAUUGUGUAGUGUAUUCUCCUUUUUUAUUUUUUAUUUUAUUUUUUAAAUUUAUGCUUUUGGAAAGUGGCUUUGGGAUCAUUGGAUGUGUUAAUUUAAUUAUAUAUAUACAUUGUAAGAAUGGGUCUACUACUAUUUUCUUUUUGUAUGUGAUGUAUAAAGAGAUGUUUAAAGCUUCUAGCUAGAUAUUUGAGUAUAUUUAUUAAUUUUUAUUUUUAUUUUUUGGAAUCUAGACAUUGGAUU
Molecule: messenger RNA, 1924 nt
Organism: Striga asiatica
Lineage: Eukaryota; Viridiplantae; Streptophyta; Magnoliopsida; Lamiales; Orobanchaceae
Source: the annotation of a GenBank genome assembly